Molecule: messenger RNA, 4098 nt
Organism: Scleropages formosus (Asian bonytongue)
Lineage: Eukaryota; Metazoa; Chordata; Actinopteri; Osteoglossiformes; Osteoglossidae
Gene: sfmbt1
Product: Scm like with four mbt domains 1
Exons: 21
Coding region: 588-3173 (861 amino acids)
Biological process (GO): negative regulation of DNA-templated transcription
Cellular component (GO): nucleus
Molecular function (GO): histone binding; chromatin binding; transcription corepressor activity
Source: RefSeq, a predicted model, not a curated record
ACAGCAGGAGGUGGCAUUCAAAGGCAGCAGCAUUAACCACUAUGCCAUCUACUGCUCCUAUUUCUCCUUCUGCUAGGCUCAUGGCCAGGUGAGGUCAUUGUAAGUCACAGGAGGUGAGGUGUCAGUGAAGAGCAGUGUGUGCUCUACGGGUAAAGUACCCUUUGGUGUAAAGACUGUGAACGGCCCGGUGCUGCUGCGGCCCGGAGGUCUGGAUGUCCCAGCGCUAAGCAGGUCCCUAAUCCUGCCAGACGGGCUGUGCGCUGAUCAGCUCUGACGGGGUGAUGGAGGGCGGUGAGCGGGCAUGUGUGUCACAUGCAGAACAGGGAGGACGCAUCUCUUCAGCACCGAUCUUUUCGGUACGCUGCAUUCGGCCGGAGAGGCACAGGAAGCAAUUCAAAAAGUCCACGCUUUCCUCUGGAGGUGUUACAGGCACAGCUACGCAGCAUUCGUACAAGAGCCUUCUCAUCGGUGAUCUUCAGCAGCCCGACAGCUCCAACAAACGUGUGUUGGAACGAGUGUCUGAGGGGGGGGUAUCAGAUAAGCUGAGCCUGGGGCAGCGAACGUGACCACCAGGGGGUGGGGCCACCAUGAACCUUGAGCCGCUGGAGUCUGAUGAGGGUUCUGGGCAGGAUGACUCGGACUUCAACUGGGACGAGUACCUGGAAGAGUGCGGCGCGUCGGCUGUUCCACACCAUGCCUUCAAGCACGUGGACCUGAGCUUGCAGACUGGCCUCACCCCGGGGAUGAAGCUAGAGGUGUGUGUACGGGGCGAGCCAGAGGGUACCUAUUGGGUGGCCAACAUCAUAACCACCUGCGGCCAGUUGCUUCUGCUACGCUACGAGGGUUACCAUGACGAUCGACGAGCAGACUUCUGGUGCGACAUCAUGACUGCUGACUUGCACCCCGUUGGGUGGGGCAAGCAGCAGGGGCGAAUUAUGAGACCCCCAGAAGGUGUGCGAGAGAGGCGUGAGGACUGGGAGGCCCUCCUGGAGAAGGUCCUGUCAGAGGGCUGCAGUGCUCCAGCCAACUUGCUAGAGGGGCCCCACCGGGGGAAGAAUCCACUGGAUCUGUUGUGCCCAGGGUCAAGUGUGGAGCUCCAGGACAGCGAGGACCCAGGAUUAGCCUGGGGAGCUGUGAUCAAGGAGAAUGUGGGGGGACGCCUGCGCCUAGUGUACUCUGGCGCUGAGGGACUGCCCCAAAUGUAUGCCCAGCGCUGGGUCUUCUACUUGCACCCCUUCUUACACCCUCCUGGCUGGGCAAUAGAGAACGGCUGUACCCUGACCCCCCCUGCUGUGCUACGUGGACUGCGCAGUGAGGAGGAGUGGAAUGAGGUUCGACAAAGGAUUGGCGCACAACCACCAGACGGAGCCGUCACCAACGAGUUGUUCAAGGAGAAGCCGACCAUCUCUGCUCACUGCUUCACUGAAGGAAUGAAACUGGAAGCUGUCAAUCCUGCUGCACCCUUCUCCAUCAGUCCUGCCACAGUCACCAAGGUAUUCAGUGACCAGUACUUCCUGGUGGAGAUGGACGUCCAGGGCUGUGUGGCAGCUGGUCCCUCCUUCGUUUGCCAUCGUGACAGUGCCGGAAUCUUCCCGACACAGUGGAGCUUGAAGAAUGGGGUGCAGCUGAGCCCCCCUCCAGGGUACCAGGGCCAGGACUUUGACUGGGCUGACUACUUGAAGCAGUGUGGGGCAGAAGCGGCACCACAGCACUGCUUUCCUCCAGAGCAGCCAGAUCAUGAAUUCAUGGAGUCGAUGAAGCUAGAAGCAGCGAACCCGCUGUCCCCCGAGCACAUCCACGUGGCCACGGUGAUCAGGGUCAGGGGUCAGCACAUCUGGCUGCAUUUAGAAGGUGUGAAGCAGCCUGUCCCAGACAUUAUUGUCCACAUUGACUCCAUGGACAUCUUUCCUGUCAGCUGGUGCGAAACUAACGGCUAUUCCCUUCGAUACCCCACCAAACCUCAAGUUCAGAAGCAGAGGCGAGUUGCAGUGGUUCAGCCAGAAAAGCAUAACAGAACUCCGACCAGGGCCACACUGCCUGAAGCACUGAAACAGCAGGAGAACAUCCAGUCAGAGACUGGACAAGGCAAUGGAAAGUACUCUUGCCCCAAGAUCUACUUCAACCACCGCUGCUUCUCUGGGCCUUACCUGAACAAGGGGCGCAUCGCAGAGCUACCCCAGUGUGUUGGGCCUGGCAGUUGUGUCCUGGUCUUAAAGGAGGUGCUGACACUCCUCAUCAACGCAGCCUACAAGCCCAGCCGUGUCCUUCGAGAGCUGCAGCUGGAUGAGGAGUCUCGCUGGCAGGGUCACGGAGAGACACUGAAGGCGAAAUACAAGGGGAAGAGCUAUCGAGCCACUGUGGAGGUUGUGCGGACAGCGGACCAGGUGGCAGAGUUCUGUAGGAAGACCUGCAUCAGGCUGGAGUGCUGCCCCAAUCUGUUUGGACCGCGCAUGGUUCUGGGCCGCUGCUCGGAGAAUUGUUCUGUGCUCACAAAGACCAAAUACACUCAUUACUAUGGUAAGAAGAAGAGCAAGCGGAUUGGGAGGCCCCCAGGAGGACACACUAACCUAGAGAGUGGGGUGAGGAAAGUGGGGAAAAGGAGGAAAAGGAAGAAGCACUUCUUUGUGCACAAAAAGAAGCGCUCAAACUCACUGGACAACACACCUGCUGGCUCACCUCAGGGCAGUGGUGAGGAGGAAGACCUUGAUGAAGAUGAUUCUCUGAGUGAGGACUCUGGCUCAGAGCUGCAGGAUGAGCUGCUUGAUGAUUCUGAGCACUCAGAGAGGAAAUCUCAGCCUCCCUCACCUACCCACAAUGAGAGUCCCCGAACUCGUCGCAGACGUAAACGCAAGACCCGAUCUUCCUCUUACUCUGAUGACGAAAACCAGCCCCCUUCCCCAAAGGGACAACGUGUGGAAGUGCCAGAGAAGUUGCAGUUGGACACCAGCCCACUUGAAUGGAGUGUAGCUGAUGUAGUGCACUUCAUCAGGACCACAGACUGUGCACCGUUGGCACGCAUCUUCUUAGAUCAGGAGAUUGACGGUCAGGCCCUGCUUCUCUUGACUCUGCCAACAGUUCAGGAGUGCAUGGGCCUUAAACUGGGCCCAGCUGUCAAGCUGUGCCAUCACAUUGAAAGGGUCAAGCUGGCAUUUUACCAGCAAUUUGCCAGCUGAGGUCACUUGAAAGACUGUGUGGAGCAGAUCAGCCACCCAGCAACUGGAUGGGUCUAUAAGCUCCAGUACCAACUACACACUAUUAAAAUUGGAACUGGUGGGACUUCCAUUACUUAAGUUCUUCCUGUUGUUUCAUUUUAUUUUUUUUAUUUUUUUUUUUCCUUUAGCCGGGCACUGGCAACCAUAUGGUAUUUGUACAUUGUGGCAUGGAGGCUGUUCUUUGUGUAGGAAGCAAGAACAGCUGAUGACUUUUAAUAAGUUGUCAAAUUUUUAAAGUUUGUGCAAGCACUAUGGGUGUGUACCUGCUGUUUGAUUAAUGGUAUGUUUAAUUAGCUUUGAAGUGUGAAAAAUAAAUGCGGUGCAAAAAGCUAAGCACAGAAAGAAUGAAACUAAGACAGGAAAGAUGCUCUCGAAAAGGGACAAUUUUUUUUCUUUAAUUUUCAGGGUAUAAUUAUUCAUUCGAUAUGCAUUUCUUUUUGUUGCUGUACAUGUAAGGGGCUCUGCAAUGGCACAGUGUUUUUGUUGAAACCUGAACUUGAUCAGAUUUUUCUGCAAUUUCACACAUUUUUUGAUAAAUUCACUGUUGGCAUUGUGCCAACAGUAGGUUAUCAGGGUACACAGAAUGUUCAGUUUUGCUUAGCGCUGAGCAGUGGGACAUCUAGUGUUGAAUAUUUAAACAUUCAUAGCCUUUCCCGUCGUUUUGCCUUAUGUUGCGAAAUACGAUCAGUAAAAAAAUAUUUCAAGGAGGUUCAGGUAUUUUUUUCAACUAUGGAUACGGAUAACUUUUGAACAAACCUACUUGAACUUAGUACAAAGUGAAUGACUUUCAGAUUGCAAUGCAUUUUUAAUUAUAUAAUCUGACUGGUGAACAAGUUCUGUUUGACGUUCUUUAAAAUGCCUUGUUAUUAAUAUGAACAGACGAAAA